Messenger RNA from Enhydra lutris kenyoni (northern sea otter), 2299 nucleotides. RefSeq names its product interleukin 6. The transcript is spliced from 5 exons. The coding region runs from base 1251 to 1883 and encodes 210 amino acids. Gene Ontology annotation, molecular function: growth factor activity; interleukin-6 receptor binding; cytokine activity. Gene Ontology annotation, biological process: positive regulation of cell population proliferation; T-helper 17 cell lineage commitment; immune response. Gene Ontology annotation, cellular component: extracellular region. NCBI's taxonomy places the organism in Eukaryota, Metazoa, Chordata, Mammalia, Carnivora, Mustelidae. The record is from RefSeq and is a predicted model, not a curated record.
AGAGGGAACCUGUACAAGCUGUACAGGUUCAACCCAAUAAGAAAACCUAGGGCAGGCGUGAUUCAGAACCUUAGAUCCUUGUCUGCAUUAGGAAAUUUCUGCCCAGCUGCCUCUGAACUCAAGACAAGACAUACAGCAGAAGAAAGUUACGAACACAAGCUCUAGAAAAUGUCACAAGGUCCUUCUUUGACAUCCCAUCAAAGAGGUAAGUGGUAUUCUCUCUACUUCUGCCCUGAACCAAGUGGGUGUCGCUAACUUGAGGGCCCCAGCAGAGACGAGAACCACCUGGGCUCCUCAGACCUCCGUCUCAGGAGUAGGGCCACCCUGUUGCCAGCAGUGAGGACAGCACCAGCAGCCCAAGGCAAACCCCUUGGCACAGAGAUCCAAGUCUUCACCAGGGACCCCAGGGAGAGAGGGCUGAGGCUGACCCAGCUCAAGUGGUCUGGAAGAGGUGAGAAGGAAACUGGUAGAUGCUACAUGGUGGCACAAAGGAGUCAGGUACACGAGCACGGCACACUGUGCCUGGAGGCUCCUGUAGAGCGUGAGAUCUGGGGGCAGGCAGGCAGUCUGCAAGAGCUGGUCACAGAGACAGCCAGGAAAGGGAAGUCCUGCAGAUGGCUCCUGGUGGCACCUUACUUGAAACCCCAGGCUAGUGGGCUGUGUCGUGGUCUGAGGAAGCUCAGGUCAAAACAUCUUAGGUUUUUACAAAUAUGAGUUAACUGGAAUACAAAAUCCUAGCCUGUUAAUCUGGUAAUUGAAGUAUUUUUUUAAUCAUAGCCAGGCUUAGCUUCUUGCCCUGCCCGCACCCCCCUACCCCGCCCCAAACUUCAUGCAAGACUUCAGCUUUACUUUCCCUCUUAAGACAUGCCAAAAUGCUGAGUCACUAAAAAUAAAUUAAUAAAUUAAAAAAUUUAAAAAGCAGAAAAGAAAGUAAAGGAAGUGUGAUCCUGCUUCUUAGUUCUAGCCUUCCUAAUGACCUAAGCAGCACUUUUUCCCCGAGUUGUGAUUCCUGUGAUGCUAAAGGACGUCACAUUGCACAAUCUUAAUAAGGUUUCCAAUCAGCCCCACCCGCUCUGGCCCCACCCCCACCUCCAACAAAGAUUUAUCAAAUGUGGGAUUUUCCCAUGAGUCUCAAUAUUAGAGUCUCAAGCCCCAAUAAAUAUGAGACUGGGGAUGUCUGAGGUUCAUUCUGCCCUGGAGCCCACCAGGAACGAAAGAGAGAGAUCCAUCUGCCCUCCAGGACCUCAGCUAUGAACUCCCUCUCCACAAGCGCCUUCAGUCCAGUGGCCUUCUCUCUGGGACUGCUCCUGGUGAUGGCUACUGCUUUCCCUACCCCGGGACCCCUGGGAGGAGAUUCCAAAGAUGAUGCCACCUCAAACAGACCACCACUCACCUCUGCAGACAAAAUGGAAGACUUCAUUAAGUUCAUCCUUGGCAAAAUCUCUGCACUGAGAAAUGAGAUGUGUGACAAGUAUAACAAGUGUGAAGACAGCAAGGAGGUGCUGGCAGAGAACAACCUAAAUCUUCCAAAACUGGCCGAAAAGGACAGAUGCUUCCAGUCUCGAUUCAAUCAGGAGACCUGUCUGACAAGAAUCACUACCGGUCUUCAGGAGUUUCAGUUACACCUGAAAUACCUAGAGUCCAACUAUGAGGGUAAUAAGGACAAUGCCCACUCUGUGUACAUCAGCACCAAACACCUGCUCCAGACGCUGAGGCCCAUGAAUCAGAUUGAAGUGACCACCCCCGACCCUACCACAGAUGCCAGCCUGCAGGCUCUCUUCAAGUCGCAGGACAAGUGGCUGAAACACACAACAAUUCACCUCAUCCUACGGAGACUUGAGGAUUUCCUGCAGUUCAGCCUGAGGGCCAUUCGGAUCAUGUAGCCUGGGCAUCUAAGAUUGCUGUAGUUCAUGGGCAUUCCUUUCUCUGGUUGGAAACCUGUCCAUUGGGCACAUAACUUAUGUCGUUCUCUGUGAAGAACUAAAAGUAUGAGCGUUAGGACACUAUUUUAAUUAUUUUUAAUUUAUUGAUAUUUAAAUAUGUUGAGUUAAUUUAUAUAAGUAAUAGAUAUUUAUAUUUUUUAUGAAGUGCCACUUGAAAUAUUUUAUGUAUGCAUCUUGAAAAAGUUAACAUAAAAUGCUAUGCAGCUUGAAUAUCCUCAAUGUUUUGGAGCCAGGACAUUUCUUGGAAUGUGUAGGUUUACCUCAAAUAUACGGCUAACUUAUGCAUAUUUUUAAAAGAGAUAUUUAUAUUGUAUUUAUAUAAUGUUUAAGUUGUUUUUAUACCAAUAAACAUCUUU